This is a messenger RNA of Ailuropoda melanoleuca (giant panda), 7644 nucleotides long. It is a transcript of the gene CACNA1H, whose product is annotated as calcium voltage-gated channel subunit alpha1 H. Gene Ontology annotation, cellular component: membrane; voltage-gated calcium channel complex. Gene Ontology annotation, biological process: calcium ion import across plasma membrane. The record is from RefSeq and is a predicted model, not a curated record. The coding region runs from base 1 to 6858 and encodes 2285 amino acids. Gene Ontology annotation, molecular function: high voltage-gated calcium channel activity. The transcript is spliced from 34 exons. Lineage: Eukaryota; Metazoa; Chordata; Mammalia; Carnivora; Ursidae.
AUGGAAGAUGACGGGGACAGGGACAUGCUGAGGGAGCCGCUGGGCACCGACACCCCUCCUGAUGGCCCCGGGGUGCCGGGGCGGGAGGCGGAUCCGGGGUCCGGGCCCGGCGCGUCGCCCCCCGAGAGCCCGGCAGCCGAGCGCGGCGCGGAGCUGGGCGCCGACGAGGAGCAGCCCGUCCCGUACCCGGCGCUGGCGGCCACGGUCUUCUUCUGCCUUGGGCAGACCACGCGGCCGCGCAGCUGGUGUCUCCGGCUGGUGUGUAACCCGUGGUUCGAGCACGUCAGCAUGCUGGUCAUCAUGCUCAACUGUGUGACCCUGGGCAUGUUCCGGCCCUGCGAGGACGUCGGGUGCCAGUCGGAGCGCUGCGGCAUCCUGGAGGCCUUCGACGACUUCAUCUUUGCCUUCUUCGCGGUGGAGAUGAUUGUCAAGAUGAUUGCCCUGGGGCUCUUUGGGCAGAAGUGCUACCUGGGUGACACGUGGAACAGGCUGGAUUUCUUUAUCGUCAUGGCGGGCAUGAUGGAGUACUCCCUGGACGGACACAGCGUGAGCCUCUCGGCCAUCCGGACCGUGCGCGUGCUGCGGCCCCUCCGCGCCAUCAACCGUGUGCCCAGCAUGCGGAUCUUGGUCACGUUGCUGCUGGACACGCUGCCCAUGCUGGGGAACGUUCUCCUGCUCUGUUUCUUCGUCUUCUUCAUCUUUGGCAUCGUGGGCGUACAGCUGUGGGCCGGCCUGCUUCGUAACCGCUGCUUCCUGGACAGCACCUUUGCCAGAAAUAACAACCUCACCUUCCUGCGGCCGUACUACCAGACGGAGGAGGGCGAGGAGAACCCUUUCAUCUGCUCCUCGCGCCGAGACAACGGCAUGCAGAAGUGUUCGCACAUCCCCAGCCGCCGGGAGCUGCGUGUGGAGUGCACGCUGGGCUGGGAGGCUUACGGGCAGCCGCAGGCCGAAGGUGCGGCAGGCGCCGCCCGCAACGCCUGCAUCAACUGGAACCAGUAUUACAACGUGUGCCGCUCGGGCGGCUCCAACCCCCACAACGGUGCCAUCAGCUUCGACAACAUCGGCUACGCCUGGAUCGCCAUUUUCCAGGUGAUCACGCUCGAGGGCUGGGUGGACAUCAUGUACUACGUCAUGGACGCGCACUCCUUCUACAAUUUCAUCUACUUUAUCCUGCUCAUCAUCGUGGGCUCCUUCUUCAUGAUCAACCUGUGCCUGGUGGUGAUCGCCACGCAGUUCUCGGAGACCAAGCAGCGCGAGAACCAGCUCAUGCGGGAGCAGCGGGCGCGCUACCUGUCCAACGACAGCACGCUGGCCAGCUUCUCGGAGCCGGGCAGCUGCUACGAGGAGCUGCUCAAGUACGUGGGCCACAUCUGCCGCAAGGUCAAGAGGCGGAGCCUGCGCCUCUACGCGCGCUGGCAGAGCCGCUGGCGCAAGAAGGUGGACCCCGGCAGCGCCCUGCACGGCCAGGGCCCCGGGCGCCGGCCAAGGCGGGCGGGGAGGCACACCGCCUCGGUCCACCACCUGGUCUACCACCACCACCACCACCACCACCACCACUACCACUUCAGCCACGGCGGCCCACGCCGGCCCGGCCCCGAGCCCGGCCCCGGGGACACCAGGCUGGUGCGGGCCGGGACCUUGCCCUCGCCGCCCUUGCCGGGCCGUGGGCCCCCUGAUGCCGAGUCGGUGCAUAGCGUGUACCACGCAGACUGCCACGUGGAGGGGCCGCAGGAGAGGGCCCGGGUGGCACACACCGCGGCCACGGCCGCCGCCAGCCUCAAGCUGGCCGCGGGGCUGGGAGCCAUGAACUAUCCCACCAUCCUGCCCUCGUCCGCGGGGGGCAGCAAAGGCGGCACCAGCCCCGGGCCCAAGAGGAAGCGGGCCAGCGGGCCUCCAGGCGCCGGAGAGCACAGCCCCCUGAGCCUGAGGGGAGCUGACCCCUACGAGAAGAUCCAGCAUUUGGUCGGGGAACAUGGACUGGGCCGGGCCCCCAGCCGCCUGUCGGGCCUGAGCGUGCCCUGCCCCCUGCCCAGCCCCCAGGCGGGCACGCUGACCUGCGAGCUGAAGAACUGUCCGUAUUGCGCCAGUGCCCUGGACGACCCCGACUUCGAGCUCAGCGACUCCGAGAGCGGAGGCUCGGAAGGCAACGCAGUGUAUGAGUUCACACGGGACGUGCGGCACGGGGACCGCCCCNAGGGCGGGGGCGGGGCCCUGCGGAUGGGCUCCUGGGGGUCGGGGCCAGGGGUGGUGUCGGAGUGGCCCGACGAGCUGACCAGCGCCCUGGAGAUCAGCAACAUCGUGUUCACCAGCAUGUUCGCCCUGGAGAUGCUGCUGAAGCUGCUGGCCUGCGGCCCGCUGGGCUACAUCCGCAACCCUUACAACAUCUUCGACGGCGUCAUCGUGCUCAUCAGCGUCUGGGAGAUCAUUGGGCAGGCGGACGGCGGCCUGUCGGUGCUGCGGACCUUCCGGCUGCUGCGGGUGCUGAAGCUGGUGCGCUUCCUGCCCGCGCUCCGCCGCCAGCUCGUGGUGCUCAUGAAGACCAUGGACAACGUGGCCACCUUCUGCAUGCUGCUCAUGCUUUUCAUCUUCAUCUUCAGCAUCCUGGGAAUGCACCUGUUUGGCUGCAAGUUCAGCUUGACGACAGACACCGGAGACACGGUCCCCGACAGGAAGAACUUUGACUCCUUGCUGUGGGCCAUCGUCACCGUGUUCCAGAUCCUGACCCAGGAGGAUUGGAAUGUCGUGCUCUACAAUGGCAUGGCCUCCACCUCGUCCUGGGCCGCUCUCUACUUCGUGGCGCUCAUGACCUUUGGCAACUACGUGCUCUUCAACCUGCUGGUGGCUAUCCUGGUGGAGGGCUUCCAGGCAGAGGGGGAUGCCACCAGAUCCGACACGGAUGAAGACAAGGCAUCCACGCACUUGGAGGAGGAUUUUGACAAGUUCCGAGAUCUCCGGGCCACAGAAAUGAAGAUGUACUCACUGGCGGUGACGCCCAACGGGCACCUGGAGGGCCGAGGCAGCCUGCCCCCUCCCCUCAUCAUGCGCACGGCGGCCACGCCCAUGCCCACCCCCAAGAGCUCCCCACACCUGGACCUGGCCCCCGGCCUCCUGGACUCGCGGCGUGGCAGCAGCAGCUCUGUGGACCCCCAGCUGGGCGACCAGAAGUCGCUGUCCAGCCUCCGAAGCUCGCCGUGUGCCCACUGGGGCCCCAACAGUGCCUGGAGCAGCCGGCGCUCAAGCUGGAACAGCCUGGGCCGCGCACCCAGCCUCAAGCGGCGGAGCCAGUGCGGGGAGCGUGAGUCUCUGCUGUCCGGGGAGGGCAAGGGUAGCACGGACGAGGAGGCGGAGGACGGCAGGCCCGGGGCAGGGGCCUCGCCGGGGACACGCCUGGUCCCGCUGCGGCGUGCCGAGUCCCUGGACCACCGCGGUGCCCUGGACCUGCGUCCCCCGCGGCCGGCCGCCCUGCUGCCCGCCAAGUUCCAUGACUGCAACGGGCAGGUCCUGGCCCUGCCCCCUGAGUUCUUCUUGCGCAUCGACAGCCACAAGGAGGAUCUGGCUGAGUUUGACGACGACGUGGAGGAUAGUUGCUGUCUGCGGCUGCGCAAGGUGCUGGAACCCUACAAGCCCGCAUGGUGUCGCAGCCGCGAGCCCUGGGCCCUGUACCUUUUCUCUCCGCAGAACAGGUUCCGGGUCUCCUGCCGGAAGGUCAUCGCUCACAAGAUGUUCGAUCAUGUGGUCCUGGUCUUCAUCUUCCUCAACUGCAUCACCAUCGCGCUGGAGAGGCCCGACAUCGACCCCGGCAGCACCGAGCGCGUCUUUCUCAGCGUGUCCAACUACAUCUUCACGGCGAUCUUCGUGGCCGAGAUGAUGGUGAAGGUGGUGGCCCUGGGCCUGGUCUCUGGCGAUCACGCCUACCUGCAGAGCAGCUGGAAUGUGCUGGACGGGCUGCUGGUCCUGGUGUCCCUGGUCGACAUCGUCGUCGCCAUGGCCUCAGCUGGGGGCGCCAAGAUCCUGGGCAUCCUGCGCGUACUGCGGCUGCUGCGGACGCUGCGGCCCCUGCGGGUCAUCAGCCGCGCUCCGGGCCUGAAGUUGGUGGUGGAGACCCUGAUCUCGUCGCUCAGGCCCAUCGGGAACAUCGUCCUCAUUUGCUGUGCCUUCUUCAUCAUCUUCGGCAUCCUGGGGGUGCAGCUUUUCAAAGGGAAGUUUUAUUACUGCGAAGGCGCCGACACCAGGAACAUCUCCACCAAGGCCGAGUGCCGGGCGGCGCACUACCGCUGGGUGCGGCGCAAGUACAACUUCGACAACCUGGGCCAGGCGCUCAUGUCCCUGUUCGUGCUGUCGUCCAAGGACGGCUGGGUGAACAUCAUGUACGACGGGCUGGACGCCGUGGGCAUAGACCAGCAGCCCGUGCCCAACCACAACCCCUGGAUGCUGCUGUAUUUCAUCUCCUUCCUGCUCAUCGUCAGCUUCUUCGUGCUCAACAUGUUUGUGGGCGUCGUGGUGGAGAACUUCCACAAGUGCCGGCAGCACCAGGAGGCCGAGGAGACGCGGCGGCGCGAGGAGAAGCGGCAGCGCAGGCUGGAGCGAAAACGCAGGAAGGCCCAGCGUCGGCCCUACUACGCGGACUACUCGCCCACCCGCCGCUCCAUUCAUUCACUGUGCACCAGCCACUACCUGGACCUUUUCAUCACUUUUAUCAUCGGCGUCAAUGUCAUCACCAUGUCCAUGGAACACUACAACCAGCCCAAGUCGCUGGACGAGGCGCUCAAGUACUGUAACUACGUGUUCACCGCCGUCUUCGUCUUCGAGGCUGCGCUGAAGCUGGUGGCUUUUGGGUUCCGGAGGUUCUUCAGGGACAGGUGGAACCAGCUGGACCUGGCCAUCGUGCUGCUGUCCAUCAUGGGCAUCACGUUGGAGGAGAUCGAGAUGAACGCGGCCCUGCCCAUCAACCCCACCAUCAUACGGAUCAUGCGUGUGCUCCGCAUCGCCCGCGUCCUGAAGCUGCUCAAGAUGGCCACAGGCAUGCGGGCUCUGCUGGACACGGUGGUGCAGGCCCUGCCCCAGGUAGGGAACCUGGGCCUACUUUUCAUGCUCCUGUUUUUUAUCUAUGCUGCCCUGGGGGUGGAGCUGUUCGGGAGGCUUGAGUGCAGUGAGGACAACCCCUGUGAGGGCCUGAGCCGGCACGCCACCUUCUCCAACUUCGGCAUGGCCUUCCUCACGCUGUUCCGCGUGUCCACGGGGGACAACUGGAACGGGAUCAUGAAGGACACGCUGCGGGAGUGCGCCCGCGAGGACAAGCACUGCCUCAGCUAUCUGCCAGCCAUCUCGCCCAUCUACUUUGUCACCUUCGUGCUGGUGGCCCAGUUCGUGCUGGUCAACGUGGUGGUGGCCGUGCUCAUGAAGCACCUGGAGGAGAGCAACAAGGAGGCCCGCGAGGACGCCGAGCUGGACGCCGAGCUGGAGCUGGAGGUGCCGCGGGGGCCGCCCGCCUGCCCCCGGCCCGCGGCCCCGCGCAGCCCAGACACCCCCGGCCUCCUGGUCGUGCGCAAGGUGUCCGUGUCCAGGAUGCUGUCCCUGCCCAACGACAGUUACAUGUUCCGGCCCGUGGCGCCGGCCUCGGUCCCGCAUCCCCACCCGCUGCGGGAAGCGGACGUGGAGCCGGUCUCGGACACGGUCGCUGCCGGCCCAGCGACCUCGGCACACUCCCCGCCCGUGGAGCCCUGCACCUCUCUCCAGGUCCCGUCGGCGGCCACGGUCUCCCCGGCCAGGGACAGCGACACGCUCCAUGCUCUGUCCCUUCGGGGCGCGGCCCGCUCCCCCAGCCUCAGCCGGCGGCUCUGCAGACAGGAGACCAUGCUCACCGACUCGCUGGAAGGACACGUUGAUGGCCCCAGGGACAGUGGCCCAGACUGGGGGGAGCCUGGCGGAAAGACCCCCGUGAGGCAGGCGUCCCUGGGGGCCUCCAUACGGUCCCCGCCCCGGUCCCCGCGGUCCAGCAGCGUCCGCACCCGCAAGCACACUUUUGGGCAGCGCUGCACCUCCAGCAGGCCCCCGGCCCCCGGAGGGGAGGAGGCCGAGAUCCCGGAUCCUGCCGACGAGGAGGUCAGCCAUAUCACCAGCUCGGCCCGAAGCCCCUCAGCCUCGCCCGCUGCCCGAGGAGUGGGAGGCGGUGACCCAGACCUGCGUAGGCUGUACAGCGUGGACGCCCAGGGCUUCCUGGACCAGCCCGGCCAGACAGAUGAGCAGAGGCGGUCCUCCGGGGAGCAGGGGGGCGGGGAUGGUCACCCGGAGGCCAGGGAGGUGAAGGCUCGGGCCCCAGAGGCCGAGCCAGCCUUGGGGGCACGCAGGAAGAAGAAGAUGAGCCCGCCCUGCAUCUCCGUAGACCCCCCAGUGGAGGACGAGGGCACGACCCGGCCCCCGGCGGCCGAGGGCAGCAGCACCACUCUGCGGCGGCGAACCCCGUCCUGUGAGGCCACGCCACACAGGGACUCCCUGGAGCCCGUGGAGGGGGCAGGGGUGGACCCUGCUGCCAAGGGGGAGCGUCGGGCCCAGGCCCCCUGCCGCGCAGAACACCUGACCGUCCCCAACUUUGCCUUUGAGCCGCUGGACGCAGGGGGCUCUGGCGGAGACCUGUUUUUGGACGGUGGCCACGGUGUGGCCCCAGAACCCAGAGCUUCCUUUUCGGGGGCCGCGGCGCCUCCUGAACCCCACAAAACAGAGCCUCCCGUGCCCCCCAACGAUCCCCCAGAGAAGGGACGGGGGCUGCACCUCAAAGUUCUCCAGACCCCCCCAAAGAAAGCGGGGUCUCCCCCAGCCACCCCCACCCCAGGUGACAGUGUAGACAGGCCUGUGUAGCUCAGGGCAUGUUGCCACACAGGUGUUAGCAGUGCGGUUGGGCUGCCCCAGCGGGGUGGUGGCCCCGGGCAGAGCUGUGCGUAGACCCCAGCGCAGGCCCCGUGAGGCCGUCCGCCUGGGGAGGGAAGCAGGCGCUGGGCCUGGGCAAAGCAGAAUCAGGAGGAGCCCCCCAGCCUGCGAGCCUGCAUCCCGUGGGUUCAGGUUUGGAUUUUUCUGAGUUUCACGACCGUGGUCUGAGGCCUUGCCGGUACCCGGUCAGGGGUCCCCUGACAGCCGCUGUGUCCCCACGACAAAGAUCAGGAAACGACCAGAAGGAGGCAGUCUGAGGCUGCCCAGCAGAGCCCCGUUCUCACGCUCACUUUUCUAGGGAACACAUACUUGGGGCCACCUGUGCCCUCCCAGGUGGCAGCUUGGUCCCAAGGCAGCCACAGCCACGCUGACUCACUCAGUCUGAGUGCUCACCUGUCUGUCCCCACUCCUCGUCACCGUCUCCCCAGCUCCCUUCCUGGGCCCAUGCCCCACCAUUCUGCCCUCGGAUGUGCCAGACACACCCGCAUCGCAGGGGGUGUGGGGUCCGUGCAAUAAAGCCCCCACCACUGCUGGCGGCCCCGCCUGGGCCCCAGGUUGAGGUGUCUGCCGAUGCCCCUGCGUUUAGUGGACCCUUCGUUUAUAAAUUCAGGUUAAAUGUUGCAAUAAUCUGAUACAGGAAAUUUGGCUUCUUAAGGGAAGGGGAAGCGAGGGUGGGGGGCAAAGCAAAGCGGAAUAAAUAUUAACUUAUUUAAGAAA